AUGGAUGAGAACGAGGAGUUGGAGGACGGAUUCUAUGCACUUCAGCCAAACGAAUACAACUCUCGACUUCAAGACGAUUCUAUUAUGGCUUGCCCAGGUAGAAAAAAGAAUCCUGUUCUAUUCUAUUUACAUCCAUCUGGGGAUUUUAGCUUUUACUUGAUCUUAAUUUAUGAGAUAGAUGGUUUUUCUUUUAGUGCCUUAUUUAUGAUUUUUUAUGGAGUAAUAUCAGUAGGUUCCAAUCUUUUGUCAAAAUGGAAAGUCAAAAAAAACCAGUUCCAGGUUCGCUGGAAAGGGUAUCAAUCUGAUGAUGAUUCUUGGGAACCAGAAUAUAAUUUAGAAUCAGCAAAUUUGGUUCUCGACGAAUUUCGAAAAGAAAAUCAAGACCGAAUUGAUGAAGCUAAAGAAUAUUUAAAAGCUGUGAAGCAGUAUCAGCAAAAGAAAACUGACAAACGGAAUCGCGCAUCGCGUAGUACAAAACUUGGCAAAAGAAAACGAAAAAGAAAUCUUAUCGCAGAUCAAAGAAAAUCACCCAGAAAGAGUCAGCUGUUUCGAAAAGAUUUGGAAGUUGUUAAGGAUGAAAUUGAUAGCCAGUCGAUCGAUGGUAAAAGUGUUGAUGAUGAAGACUAUAAACCACCUCCAUCUAAGAAAAAAGCAAAUGGACAAAGCAAGAGAUCAUCUAUUAAGAAUGAAAAGGCAUUGGUGAAAGUGGAGGCCGAUUCUGCUUUGUCUCAGCAGGAAAGAAUGAAAAUUAAGGAAUGCCCAAUUCGUAAUUCAAAAAAUGCCUGGUUAUAUGAUGAUGCGGAUGAUGGUGAGUCAGAGGAUUCUUUUGCCAGAUUUCUUCAUUCUGGAAAGAAUUCCGUUCAAUGCAAAUUGAAGCCAGUAAGGGAGAAGUUAACAUCCAGAGGAGAAAAAAGAAAAUCGGAUGAAAACCAAGAAAUUGUGAAUACAUCUGUAGUAAAUGAUGACAGUCGUACGUCAGCUAAUGCUGUUCUUGAAUUGGAACUUAAUAAUGACCAGAAGAUACCAGUGGAGAACACAAGCGACGUAUCUUUUGGGAACAGUUCGGGAUGUUCUGCGCUUAUUAUAAAUACCGAAAUUCAAGAUUCUGAUGUUGCAAUAACCUCAUUUGAUAAUAAUUUUUCGGGAAAGGUUUCAAGGCCUAUUGAUGUGCUUGGCAUUAUUAAAUGUCGCAACAGUGAAAUUAAAGUAAUUUAUGCCGAUAAAGCUGAACCAGAAUUACGGCGAAUGGCGUCUGUUAAAGAACUUUUUGAAAUAAAUGGUUUUGAAUUGGUUCAGUAUCUUCUGAAUCGCGCUGUAUUCGUUGAAAGAGGUGGCUAA
Dracunculus medinensis (Guinea worm) is the source of this 1338-nucleotide messenger RNA. The record is from the annotation of a GenBank genome assembly. NCBI's taxonomy places the organism in Eukaryota, Metazoa, Nematoda, Chromadorea, Rhabditida, Dracunculidae.